AUGGAACAGCCGCCUCCUUACCCCGGUCCACCAGGAUAUGGAAUCAAACAGCCUCUGCCCACAAAUCAACAGCAACCAGGCUAUCAAGCCACCACUACCACAGUGAUACAGCAACCCGGUCCUGUCUUCGUUGGGUUAAGGUUUCUUGAGAAUCCUACGGCUAUGAUUUGUCCUUUUUGUCAGGCCUCAAUUGUUACAAGCACUUUAUACACACCAGGAACACUGACUUGGAUAGCUUGCGGUGGGGUAGCGCUGAUGGGGUAAGAAAUCUCAAAUGGAUUUUCUCAAACUUUUUAACCGUACGCAAUGAGGCACGUUUGAUUUCAUGCAAGAUUGCAGUUUAAAAAGUUCAGAUCAUUUCAGUGACCCUUAUUUCCGAUUUUUUUUACUAAAUUAAACGGUUUUAGGUCCGUAGUAACACCCAUAAGUUUGAUUUCAAGGAAAUUUUACGAAUAAAAAAGCUAGUAAUUUCAGAAUUUGACGAUUGGUGGUAAUCAUGGUCAGCGUAAAGUGGAGAGGACCCAUUGUGGAUUGCGGACUGCGGAGAGUGCAGACCCUUUGAUAAGGUGGGGGGGUCUCCCUUCGGGCCUCAGUUUGGUCCAAAAAUAAGGGGGAGGGGGCAAGCCCCUACCCUGGAUCUGUCCCUGUAACCAGUGGGGCAAGGUAAAAUCUCAAAUGACAAAUGCACCAUACAUCACAUUCGCACUCAUCUACUGUAGUUUAAGAACAAAAAAAGUAACAGGCUAAUAGCUUACUAGGUCAAUGAAAUUGACAUGACACAGGCAUUUAAAUUUUCCUAUUUCAAAUGAGUGGCCGUAUUAACGGGGUGAAAUUAUAAAAGACAUCUACUGGUAGGGAUUUUAAAAUGUGGCCGUUGGCCGUAUUGGUGGUAGCCUGAAAUUCAUCCGAUUGCUUCGAGUCGUUUUCUCCUCUCAACAACUGAGGGAGUAAUAACGACUCGAAGUAAUCGGAUGAAAUUCAGGCUAUAUUGGUGGGUGACUGCAUUAAUGAGGGAUUUUUGUACAAAAAUGUAUGGCCAUUUUGGUGACCGUAAUAUCGAGGUGGCCAUAAGGUGGCGGGUUCCACUGUUGACAGAUGAGGUAUUCUGAGGUUUAGCCAGUUGAGAAUGUAGCCUGCAUAGCAGUCGUUUCUGUUUCCUUUAAGCCAAGCAGGAGAAACGAGAUGCGCAAGGAAAGGAGCAAAACAAUGCCCUGGCACGUCAUUAGUGCUUGCCCCACUUGGCUUUUUAAAGGAAACGCAAGUGACCGCUAUGCAGGCAGAUCGUGACAGAGAAUAUUAAUACUUCCAAAAAUCUGGGGGGAUUUGGUCUUAGAUCUAUAUAAUCUUAAGUUCAGGAAUGUGACUUUGUUGGUACCAGCCAACGCACGGAGCCUACCUACAAUAAUGGUGACCGAGCAUAUUUUCAGUUGGUGGCUCUGAAAUUGUGGAACAUCUUCUGGCAGAGAUCCGAAACAUUCAGAGCCUUAGACCUUUUAAAAGAGCUCUCAAAACGUCCUUUUUUAAUUGACUUAUUUAUUUUAUUCAAUUAUUUAUUUAUUUAAAAUAUAGCUUUCAAUUGACGUACAUUUUUAUGAUAGCUUUUAAUUGACUUAUUUUUAUCUUAUCGUCUGUAAUGUGCAUAUGAAAAUAUUCCUAUUGAAUAUAGGCAAGAUAAGUUUCAUAUUUAUUUAUGAUUAUUAUUAUCAGAAAAUUUAGUUAGUGUCUCUCUUUAAUUGUGUAUGCUUGUUACUUUCUCUGUCCACAGUGGAUGGCUUGGAUGUUGUUUGGUGCCAUUUUGUAUGGACUCACUUAAGGAUGUCAUCCACAGCUGCCCUAACUGCCAGAAACAAGUUGGCGUCUACCGACGAGUGUAA
Porites lobata is the source of this 1874-nucleotide messenger RNA. NCBI's taxonomy places the organism in Eukaryota, Metazoa, Cnidaria, Anthozoa, Scleractinia, Poritidae. The record is from the annotation of a GenBank genome assembly.